This is a messenger RNA of Schistocerca nitens (vagrant locust), 579 nucleotides long. It is a transcript of the gene l(2)37Cg, whose product is annotated as probable DNA-directed RNA polymerases I and III subunit RPAC2. The record is from RefSeq and is a predicted model, not a curated record. Lineage: Eukaryota; Metazoa; Arthropoda; Insecta; Orthoptera; Acrididae. The transcript is spliced from 4 exons. Bases 139 to 444 code for a protein of 101 amino acids. Gene Ontology annotation, biological process: DNA-templated transcription. Gene Ontology annotation, molecular function: protein dimerization activity; DNA-directed RNA polymerase activity; DNA binding. Gene Ontology annotation, cellular component: RNA polymerase I complex; RNA polymerase III complex.
UAGUUAGCGUGGUACGAAACAAGGUACAAGCCGAUAUUCAUAUGUUUUUAAAGCGGGUGAGACUCGAAAUAUCAGUGUUCGUCUCUUCAGACUUCAGAAAGACGGAAACACAGAGUGGUAUUGUAAUGAACAAAUGCUAUGGAUAGAAUCGCAGAGCUUGCAGGAGAAGAUGAUACUGAAGAGAGAAACAGGACGUUUGUGUUUGCUGACGAGGGCCACACAUUCGGGAAUGCUUUGAGGAGCAUUAUAGUGAGAUAUCCAGAGGUCCUUUUCUGUGGGUACACAAUACCUCAUCCAGCAGAAACAAAGAUGCAUUUCAGGAUUCAAACAAAUGGAGCACGAGCUGCUGAUAUUCUGAAAAAGGGCAUUGAGGAUUUGGAAAAGGUGUGUGACCACAUAUUGGAAGUGUUUCAGGCAGAAAUGGAAGAGUUUAAAGCACCCUGAAACAAAUUCUUUUACGUUUUUUCAGAAGUCAUUGUGUAAUGAGAUACUAUUUAUGGAACCAUAAUUGGUUACAUUUGUAAUGUUUUGUACUAUAAAUUUUAUAUUAUUUUGAAAUAAAAUACGUUUGAUGCUUUA